Molecule: messenger RNA, 538 nt
Organism: Suillus paluster
Lineage: Eukaryota; Fungi; Basidiomycota; Agaricomycetes; Boletales; Suillaceae
Exons: 2
Coding region: 81-464 (127 amino acids)
Source: RefSeq, a predicted model, not a curated record
UGUUCCCAGUUCCACACAGUCAGUGUCCAGCUCCCAGACAUCCUCUCUUCGUGUACUCCCUUUGAAUUACUAACGCGCAAAUGGCAGUCACUGCAGGUCCGUUUCUCAAGUGCCCCAGGCAUGACUGCGCCGUAGGAUUAGUACGCCUCGAAUGGAGAGGACUCAAAGUUGGACUGUGGACUGCUUUGUGUUAUCCUGGAGCGGAUUGUAAAUUGUCGGGGUUGGGGUUGACUGCGAAUUUUUUGAGCUUGUUGGUGUAUGAGCAGGAGCAGGAUAGUGCUGGGGAUGAAAAGCAAGUUUUUGAUCUAUAUCUGACAGGCUCAGGCCACGUCGCCUAUAAAAGCCCGGCGUGGUACAUAUGUUUUCAUCGAUCUAUGCGCGCAUAUCACGAUACAAGGCAGUGUUUGCUGGAUUGCAUCUGCAUCCCGGAUCUCGAAGCAGGGACGUGUCCGGAUUUAGGAUGAUGUUUCACUUGAUAGAGUAUGCGGAGGGAUUGAACCUCCCGGAGCGUGCAUCGUCGCACCCAUACUGAAGCAGC